Molecule: messenger RNA, 756 nt
Organism: Monoraphidium neglectum
Lineage: Eukaryota; Viridiplantae; Chlorophyta; Chlorophyceae; Sphaeropleales; Selenastraceae
Product: Putative ATP-dependent RNA helicase DHX57
Exons: 4
Coding region: 1-756 (251 amino acids)
Cellular component (GO): intracellular anatomical structure
Molecular function (GO): RNA binding
Source: RefSeq, a predicted model, not a curated record
AUGAACCUGGAUUUGACCACUCCCAAGGUGGCCUUCUCCCUCCAGCCAGCUGCCCGGCAGCUGCUCGCCAGCUGCCGCCCGGAUCUCGAGGACCAGCGGCGCCGCCUGGAGGCGCUGCUGCCGCCGCCGCGUGAGCAGCUCGGCGGCGGCGGCAAUGAUGACAGUGACGAUGAGGGGGCGAGCGCGGACGAUGACUGGGAAGGGGGAGACCAGGGGUCGCGGCGGGGCCGAGGCGGCCGCAGCAAAAAGCGGCAGCGCGAGCUGAACGUCAUGCUGCGCGAGCGCCUGCAAGCGGCGAAGAGGGACAAGGACGCCCGCGCGCGCUUCACCGCGCGGCGGGUGCUGCCAGCGUGGCGCCAGCGGCAGGCGGUGCUGUCUGCGGUCGGCAAGAGCAGGGUGACGCUCGUCACCGGUGAGACCGGCUGCGGCAAGUCGACCCAGGUGCCCCAGUUCAUACUGGACGAGGCCGCCGCCGCCGGCCGCGGGGGUGCGGUGCACAUCGUCAUCACUCAGCCGCGCGUGCUUACCGCCACGGCGCUCGCGCGGCGGGUGGCCCAGGAGCGGGGGGAGGCAGUGGGCGGCGUCGUGGGUUUCUCAGUGGGCGGCGCCCGCAAGGUCGUUGGCCCAGACACCUGCCUGCGCUUCGUGACGCCCGGGCUGCUGCUGCGGUGGCUGGGGGUGGCGCACGACCUGGCAGGGGUGACUCAUGUGAUUGUAGACGAGGUGCACGAGAGGGGCAUCCAGGUGGGAGGCUGA